GCCGGCGCGCCAUACGAACGACGACGGGUCGCGCACUACGAGUAGGGCGCUGGUCGGCUCCGAAACCCUCGAAACGCGAAGAAGAGGCUCGACUCGUGCACCGACGACCCCGCGAGGAGGAGACGAGCCGACUUUCCGGAGCACCUACGCGCGCCCCCGAAGAAGAGGGUCGCCGACACCCCGCUGACCAGGCCGACCUGCUGACCCGUUGACCAAGGGUCAAGAGCCCGCGUCCUCGCGACCCGACCCCACGUCCUCGGCAAGGAAUCGACCUCGGCCAGGUCGGCGCCGCCCAGGAAGACGCGCCUCUCGGUGACAGUGCGAGUUUGACGAGGGCGCAAUCGACAAGCGGGAACCAUGGCUUCUUCGGCGGUGGCCAAGAGCUCCAAGUACACCUACCGCUCCACCGGCGGAGGCUCUGCCGACGUCAGCAUCGAGUACAGCGCCGACCUGAGCGCUCUCUCCAGACUCGAGGACAAAAUUCGUCUCCUGCAGGAUGACCUGGAGUCCGAGAGGGAGCUGCGCCAGAGGAUCGAACGAGAGCGGGCCGAUCUGAGCGUGCAGGUGAUCCAGCUGUCCGAGCGCCUCGAGGAGGCCGAGGGUGGAGCCGAGUCUCAGUUCGAGAUCAACAAGAAGAGGGACACGGAGUUGGCGAAGCUCCGCAAGCUCCUGGAGGACGUCCACCUAGAAAGCGAGGAGACGGCCCACCUUCUGCGCAAGAAGCACCAGGAGGUCGUGGUCGACUUCCAGGACCAGAUCGACCAGCUCUCGAAGGCCCGAGCUAGGGCCGACAAGGAAAAGUCGAAGUUCCAGCAGGAAGUAUACGAACUGCUCGCGCAAAUCGAUAAUGUCACGAAGGAGAAGAUACUCUCGAUCAAGACCGUCGAAAAGUUGGAGAUCCACGUUUCUGAAUUGAACGUCAAGAUCGAGGAGCUGAACCGUACUAUCGUCGACAUCACCAGCCACAAGACCCGUCUUUCCCAGGAGAACAUUGAACUGACCAAGGAGGUGCAGGACUUGAAGGUCAACAUCGAGAACGUCAUCUACCUGAAAUCUCAGAUCGCCGGUCAGCUGGAAGACGCUCGUCGCCGUCUGGAAGACGAAGAGCGUCGCCGUUCCCUGAUCGAGGCAUCCCUGCACCAGGUCGAAGUUGAGCUCGAGUCGGUCCGCGUGCAGCUGGAAGAGGAAUCCGAGGCUCGUUUGGAUUUGGAACGUCAACUGGUCAAGGCUAACGGAGAGGUGCAAAUAUGGAGAUCGAAGUACGAAACCGAAGCGAAUGCCCGCGCCGAAGAGGUGGAGGAACUGCGCCGCAAGUACACCGCUCGCAUCCAGGAACAGGAAGAACAAAUCGAGACCCUCUUGGUGAAGAUCAACAACUUGGAGAAGCAGAAGUCCCGGCUGCAGUCCGAAGUCGAGGUCCUGAUCAUCGAUCUCGAGAAGGCAAACGGAACAGCCCGCGAGCUGCAGAAGCGCGUAGAACAGCUGGAGAAGAUCAACAUCGAGCUGAAGUCUCGGCUGGAUGAAACCGUCGGCUUGUACGAGCAGAGCCAACGAGAUCUGCGCAACAAGCAGCAAGAACUGAUGCGCACCAACGCCGAGCUCGACAAGACCCGCGAGCUGAAGGACCAGCUGACCCGCGAGAACAAGAAACUAGGAGACGACCUAGGCGAUGCCAAGAACCAGCUGUCCGACAUGAACCGCCGUCUGCACGAGCUGGAGCUGGAGCUGCGCCGCCUGGAGAACGAGAGAGAGGAGCUGGCAGCAGCCUACAAGGAAGCCGAGGCUGGCCGUAAAAUCGAGGAACAGCGCUCCCAGAGAUUGGCUGCCGAGCUGAGCCAAUUCCGCCACGAAGCCGAACGUCGUCUGGCCGAGAAAGAUGAGGAGAUCGAGGCGAUCCGCAAGCAGACCAGCAUCGAGAUCGAGCAACUCAGCGCCAGGGUGGUGGAGGCCGAGACCAAGCUGAAGACCGAGGUGCAGCGCGUGAAGAAGAAGCUGCAGAUCCAGAUAACCGAGCUGGAGCUCUCGCUGGACGUCGCCAACAAGAACAACAUCGACCUGCAGAAGACCAUCAAGAAGCAAUCCCUGACCUUGACGGAGUUGCAAGCUCACUACGACGAAGUCCAGCGCCAGCUGCAGGUGACCCUGGACCAGCUGGGCAUCAGCCAACGCCGUCUCCAGUCCCUGACCUCUGAACUCGAGGAAGUGCGCGGCAACUACGAAUCGGCCCUGCGUGCAAAGAGAACCGUCGAGCAGCACUACGAGGAGUCGGUCAGCCGCAUCAACGAGCUGACCACCAUCAACGUGAACAUCGCCUCCUCGAAGGCCAAGCUCGAGCAGGAGCUGGCCACUCUGGCCGGCGACUACGAGGAGGUGACCAAGGAGCUGCGAGUCAGCGACGAGAGAUACCAGCGAGUGCAGAACGAGCUCAAGCACACCGUGGAGAUCCUCCACGAGGAGCAGGAGCGCAUCGUCAAGAUCGAGUCCAUCAAGAAGUCCCUCGAGAUCGAGGUGAAGAACCUCUCGGUGCGCCUCGAGGAGGUCGAGGCAAACGCCAUCGUGGGAGGCAAGCGCAUCAUCAGCAAACUCGAGGCCAGGAUCCGCGACCUCGAGCUGGAGUUGGACGAGGAGAAGCGCCGACACUCCGAGACGGUAAAGAUCCUGCGCAAGAAGGAGCGCAACAUCAAGGAGGUAAUGAUCCAGGUAGAGGAGGACUCGAAGAACAUCGCGCUCCUCCAGGAGGCCCUCGACAAGUCGAGCCAGAAGGUCAACAUCUACAAGAGGCAGCUGCAGGAGCAGGAGGGCAUGUCCCAGCAGAGCGUGACCAGGGUGCGCCGGUUCCAGCGCGAAUUGGAGGCAGCGGAGGACCGCGCCGACACGGCCGAGAGCAACCUGACCCUGAUCCGCGCCAAGCACCGCAGCUUCGUCACCACGUCCACCGUCCCAGGCUCUCAGGUCUACCUCGUCCAGGAGACGAGGCAGGACUUGUAGAGCCCCCACAUCCCCGAGCCCCGAGCGGCCGAUUUCGUCGCAUCGAUACCACGUCGUCGUCGAGCACUCUAUCUGGUGUUACCACAUCCCUGGGACAUCUCCCAGCGACGCUAAAUCUCCUCUUCGCCUCCUUCUCUGGUCCCCAGGCACGCCGAAAUCGCGGAGACGAAACCCCCGGGACGAGUCGAAAGGACCGACCCGCAAGAGAGAGCAUCGUUGUGUGUACAUUUCUUCAGUCGCAAUACAUCACCGUAAUCGCCACAGUCAUCGUAUUUCGUAAUCGUUAUCGAGUCGUCUGCAGUCCCCGACAGACGACGGCAGCUACCGCUGGUGUCACCGGUACGUCCCUCCGACUUUGGACGAAAGCGCGUCGCUCCUCGACUUGUCCGCUGUGCGUGCAUGCCGCCCCCCGGCGCACCUACGAACAAGAUUAUAUAUAUAAAUAUACAUAAUAUAUAUAUAUAUUUACAUAUAAAUGAUGCAUUAUGCAGAGAUCAAGGAAAUGGAUUAAUUACGUCGUGUCGAUUGAAAAAAAAAAAAAAAGAAAAAUACAUGGUCAAGUUAAGCCAGGCCGGAAACUUAAGCGAGCACGCAACCAGGUACACGCACACAUACACACCCCCACUGUGGAAAACAUAUACGCAUCUAUUAUACGUACUUAUAUUUAAAUAAUUGUAAUUCUAUUCUAUUAUACAUAGAUAGGUAUUAUUGCCCAUACACAAAUUCUCGAUGUACGACAUAAACAAGUAACCUGUGUCAACAUUAAUUUAAUAAUAAACUGAAACGCGUACGUACGAAAA
Molecule: messenger RNA, 3788 nt
Organism: Orussus abietinus
Lineage: Eukaryota; Metazoa; Arthropoda; Insecta; Hymenoptera; Orussidae
Product: paramyosin, long form
Exons: 16
Coding region: 358-2988 (876 amino acids)
Biological process (GO): actomyosin structure organization; peptidyl-threonine phosphorylation
Cellular component (GO): cytoskeleton; cytoplasm; myosin complex
Molecular function (GO): protein serine/threonine kinase activity
Source: RefSeq, a predicted model, not a curated record